AGGACUGUGACGUCAUUACGUGCUUGAGCCUGCCCGAAAAUGUUCUCCCGUGUUGUCGGGUCUCGAAGAAGCGCAGGACUUUGUCAUGAAAUAAUACAUUCGCAUCCAUGAAGAACCGAAAAAACAACCGCGUGUUUGUAAUCUGAAGAAAUUCGCCAUCCAACAGAGUCGUAAAACGGUCUCUUUUAAGAGACCCGAAGGGAAACUUUGUGGGCUCGUUUUUCACGGAGUGAUGUCGAAUCCUGGGACUCGGAGGAACGGGUCCAGCAUCAAAAUCCGACUGACAGUAUUAUGUGCCAAGAACCUCGCAAAGAAAGACUUCUUUCGUCUACCCGAUCCUUUUGCCAAAGUUGUGGUGGACGGAUCCGGUCAAUGCCACUCGACAGACACAGUUAAGAGCACACUGGACCCCAAAUGGAAUCAGCACUACGAUCUCUACAUUGGAAAGGCAGACUCAAUCACCAUCAGCAUAUGGAACCACAAGAAGAUCCAUAAACGGCAGGGGGCAGGCUUCUUGGGGUGCAUUAGACUUCUUUCAAAUGCCAUCAGCAGACUAAAAGACACAGGAUACCAGCGGCUAGAUCUUUGUAAACUGAACCCCUCAGACAGUGACGCAGUGCGGGGACAGAUUGUAGUGAGUCUGCAGACGCGAGACCGCAUAGGUAGUGGAGGCCCUGUGGUGGACUGUCGAGGUCUGUUGGAAAACGAUGGGCCCGUGUUAGAGGGAUGUUUCAGUGAAGAACCGCUGCCUUAUUCUGACGCCACCGGUGCUGCGGGUGGUGGGAACUGCCGUCUCGACUCGCCUAGUCAAGAAAAUCGUCUUCAGUCCCAACGAAUCCGGGGGCAGGACUCCCGAGGACAUGGCCACACACCUCAGAACAGACCUCACGGGCACCAGCCACCCGACCUGCCUGAAGGAUAUGAGCAGCGAACAACAGUGCAGGGCCAGGUGUACUUCCUUCACACGCAGACAGGUGUCAGCACUUGGCAUGACCCUCGGAUACCGAGAGACCUGGCCAGUGUAAGUUGUGAGGAACUCGGUCCGUUGCCAGUGGGCUGGGAGGUCCGAAGCACCGUGUCGGGCCGCAUUUACUUUGUGGACCACAACAACAGAACCACGCAGUUCACAGAUCCACGUCUACACACCAUCAUCAGCCAGCAAUCCCAAGUGAAGGAAUCCUCACAGGCCCCCCAGAUGGAUGUGGGGGUUGACGAGGGCGGAGUUGGAGGAAUGAGCGGCGGUGUUGGGGGCGAUGGGGACGUGGCGGCACGCUACGAGAGAGAUUUGGUCCACAAACUGAAGCUGCUGCGCCACGAGCUCUCUCUGCAGCAGCCCCAAGCUGGACACUGUCGCAUUGAGGUGUCCCGUGAAGAGAUAUUUGAGGAGUCGUAUCGGCAGAUAAUGAAGAUGAGGCCCAAAGACCUGAAGAAGCGUCUCAUGGUUAAAUUCCGAGGAGAGGAGGGACUGGACUACGGUGGUGUGGCCAGGGAGUGGCUGUACCUGCUGUGCCAUGAAAUGUUGAACCCCUAUUAUGGCCUAUUCCAGUACUCCACAGACAAUAUCUACACAUUACAAAUCAACCCCGACUCCUCCAUUAACCCGGAUCACCUUUCAUAUUUCCACUUUGUGGGCCGGGUAAUGGGGCUAGCAGUUUUUCAUGGUCACUACAUCAACGGGAGCUUCACGCUGCCCUUCUACAAACAGCUGUUAGGCAAACCCAUUCAGCUCAAUGACCUGGAGACCACCGACCCAGAGUUGCACAAGAGUCUCAUCUGGAUAUUAGAGAAUGACAUCACUUCGGUCCUGGACCACACCUUCUGCGUGGAGCAUAACGCCUUUGGGAAGUUUCUACAACAUGAACUCAAACCGAACGGCCGUAACAUUCCCGUUACUGAGGAGAACAAGAAGGAAUAUGUGAGACUUUAUGUGAACUGGAGGUUUAUGCGAGGAAUUGAAGCCCAGUUUCUGGCUCUCCAGAAGGGAUUUAGUGAGCUUAUCCCCCAACAUCUCCUAAAAGCUUUCGACCAUAAAGAACUUGAGCUGAUCAUCGGCGGAUUGGGGAAAAUCGACUUGACUGACUGGAAGACGAACACGCGCUUGAAGCACUGCACAAGUGAGAGCAAUGUGGUGCAGUGGUUCUGGCAGGCGGUGGAGGCCUUCAGUGAGGAGAGGAGAGGACGUCUGCUGCAGUUUGUCACAGGCUCCACCCGGGUCCCCUUGCAGGGGUUCAAAGCACUGCAGGGCUCUACAGGUUCUGCAGGACCAAGACUCUUUACCAUCCAUUUGAUAGACGCCAACACUGACAACCUGCCCAAGGCGCACACUUGUUUCAACAGGAUAGACAUCCCACCCUACGAGUCUUAUGAGAAACUUUAUGAGAAACUGCUGACUGCUGUGGAGGAGACCUGCGGCUUCGCUGUGGAGUGAAAGGCCCCACAACCGAACCAACGUACACAGUCACACUUGUGCUUGCACUUGCAUUCAACUCUUUGACUUUAAUUUUAACGUACACAACAUGCACAGAAAGAAGAUGGAGAAUGCACAGAGCAUGGCUGACGGCCAAGCGUGAAGAGAACGCAGUUCUGGCCCGACGCCGCCCGUACCGUUGGCAGUUGAAGGCGAAAGCACAUCAAGGAAGUCGAAUGGGAAGGAAAAAAAAAAACCUAAACAAAAGUAUUUUAAGAUCUUUUCAAAUGUUUUGAAGAAGCGUUUUUAUCUUUUGGUUUGAACAAACUAUGAUGUCAACUCCUUGGAAUGUCUACAGCCACAGCGAACUUGUCACUCAUCGUACAGACAUGGUGCAAUGAUGUAUGGGUGGAAAACAAAACUUAGGCUGACUGUGACGCGUGCGUGUGUAAAGUGUGUGAGACAUCCUGAUUGACCGACUCGUACUCAUGCGGUCACUUUGACCACUGUCGCGUUUCCAAGUGUGUCAACGUAUGUAUGUGUGCAUGUCAUACAGCGUGGGUGGGUGGGUGUGGCAUGGCACCUGGCCACGCUGCCAAACGAUCAAAUGAGCCUGCUCCUCUUUUGGAUUACUUAAUGUCUGUAUGUUUCGUUUGUACGUACCUGCAACCACUCUGAUCCUCUCUAAUGUUUUAUUAUUUAUUACUAAGUGAUUACUGACCAAGCUGCUCUCUCUCAUUCUCUCCCUCUCUCAAAAUAUAUACUGUAUGCUCUACAAAGAGUUCACACUAAUCCUUUCAUACCCUCUCGCUGAGUGGAAGGGUCAAUUCACUUCCAAUUCAAGUAAUCCACCAAGUGGUUUUUGAUUCAUUUCUUUUACUUUUUUUUAACAUGCAUAUUGAUGCAAAUAUUCUUGUGAGUGUAUGUAAACUAUGAAUGCUAUGGCAUGUUUAUUGAGGAGAAAGGGAUCAACCAAGCCCUGAUUUUGAAGUUUCACUCUACUGAGAGGUCAGGAGGGAGUGAUGUGGUUAAUUUCUAAAUGAGCCGAGGAAAUGCAAAAGGAGGAGUCAGCUUCAGAAAGACCCAAACAAAAAAAAAAAGCUCAAGCCUUUCACUCAUGUUUUAAUAUCAACUUCUCAAAUGUUCCCCUUGGCAGCCCUGAUGUUUUGUCCAUUUUACUCCGGCCUUUUGUCGAGUACUCAUUAACCUCAAGGCAGCCAUGAAUGAACAAGCGUUCUUUACUAUUACCAGUCCUCCACAGAUGUGAAUGAAUUCAUGAUUUAAAAAAAAAAAUGACUCAAGUGAAAAAUGUGGGAAAACAUUGGGCUUCACUGUAGAUUGAAGACUGUUAUGGCAGAUUAGUUUCAAUCUGCAUUUUUUUAGGUUCUGCGUUCACUGUGUAAUGGAUGCAAGAGUAUUGAAACUUACUAUGUGCUAAAACAUAUAUGAAAAAUACGUUGUAAAUAAGAUUAUAUUAAAAGAAAUUACAUUAAAAAUGUC
This is a messenger RNA of Hippocampus zosterae (dwarf seahorse), 3907 nucleotides long. It is a transcript of the gene smurf1, whose product is annotated as SMAD specific E3 ubiquitin protein ligase 1. The record is from RefSeq and is a predicted model, not a curated record. Gene Ontology annotation, biological process: negative regulation of BMP signaling pathway; ubiquitin-dependent protein catabolic process. The transcript is spliced from 18 exons. NCBI's taxonomy places the organism in Eukaryota, Metazoa, Chordata, Actinopteri, Syngnathiformes, Syngnathidae. The coding region runs from base 233 to 2428 and encodes 731 amino acids. Gene Ontology annotation, molecular function: ubiquitin protein ligase activity; protein binding.